AUGGCCGAUGGUCUUCGUGAGGCGGAUCACGUCGAUGCCAAUAGUCUCCCGCAAUGUAUCGCUGUCACGCACCCACACGUGGCACGUUAUCGGAAGACGCGGUUACUCGAGCAAGAUCAUGGCCCUGCUGGAUCGCAAUCGCUGAGCACCAUAGAUCAAGAGGUGUACGGCGACCCCAGGCACCCGAUCCGAUUCAGGAUAGGCAACGGCGGCGCUGGAUUCACGGGGCUUCUGAGAGUACUGAGCGAGAGCUAUAUCCGUGAGCAUGGCAACGACUUCGGGAUAGGGUGGGUCGCGAACCACAGUCGCUACUCACAGCUAGCCUUACUCGCCGAUGUCGUGCAAGUGGCGUUGACUUACGAACCCGACAACGAAGACCUGGCCAUUGGAGAAGGCUGGGCUGUAAGAGUCUGUAGAGCAUUCAAUGACCACUUCGUGUUGGCGGGUCCCGAAAGUGAUCUCGGAGCUCGAACAAUCGUUGAAGGCUUACGCUCAAUCGCACAACGCAAUCUUGUGGCAGAUUCUGGUCCCCAGCGAUUGCAGCAGCUGAUCUUUCACACGCGCGGCGAUGGCUCUGCGACGUACUGCAAGGAGCGCUCACUCUGGAAGGCCGCCGGUACUGACAUCGAAAACAGCAAGUGGGUCAAGACCUAUGCCGUUGCUCCAUACGAUGCUUUGCGCCGAGCAGAGGCAGAAGGCGCGUUCCUGAUUAGCGAUCGUGCAACCUUUCUCUCCGCGAAGGAGGAUGGGGUGAUAUCUUCUCUUAGGGUUCAUGUCGAAGGCGGUCCAGAAUUGCUCAAUCCAUGUUCAGCGCUAGUGAGGGACGAUGCGACCAGGAUGGCGUGCCAAGAGGGGGCAAAUGCAUGUGAUUUUGCGAAAUGGCUAAGCGGAAGCAAGGCGCAAGAUAUUAUACACGACUAUGGUCGGGACUGGAAGCUUGAGAAGCCACUCUUUACCGUCGCCACGCAGAAAGAAUUCGCAGAGGACGAUAGACUCGUGCCUUCCCGAUGA
This is a messenger RNA of Fulvia fulva, 1011 nucleotides long. RefSeq names its product Tungstate-binding protein TupA. The transcript has a single exon. The record is from RefSeq and is a predicted model, not a curated record. Lineage: Eukaryota; Fungi; Ascomycota; Dothideomycetes; Mycosphaerellales; Mycosphaerellaceae. Bases 1 to 1011 code for a protein of 336 amino acids.